Molecule: messenger RNA, 702 nt
Organism: Mucor mucedo
Lineage: Eukaryota; Fungi; Mucoromycota; Mucoromycetes; Mucorales; Mucoraceae
Exons: 4
Coding region: 1-702 (233 amino acids)
Source: RefSeq, a predicted model, not a curated record
AUGGCACAAAUAAGAUUCUUUGAUCUUGAAUUAAAUAUACCAGGUCAAAUCUGGUCUCCAAAUACUUGUAAAACAAGAUUUGCUUUAAAUAUAAAGAAUAUAUCUUACGAGACAGAAUGGGUUACCUUUAGCAAUUUAUAUACCAUCAUUCCUGCAAUCACUAAGACUGAUAAAAAGCCAACAGUACCUAUUAUAGUAGAUUUAUCUCAUCAUAAUAAGGUAAUUCAGGAUUCUUGGGAUAUAGCCUUGUAUUUGGAAGAGAACUUUCCCGACACACCAAGCCUAUUUCAUGGAAAUGUUGGAUUACAUAAAUUCUUUUAUGAUUACUGCACUUUCAACAUACUGCCUAUCCUAUUUAAAAUGAUAGUUCUGUCCAUUGACUGUGGACCCUCUCAAGCAUGGUUUCGUAAAAACAAUGAAGCAAAAUUUGGAACAACAUUGGAGGUCUAUGCUGGUGAUUCCAAUAAGAACAUGGAGGCACUAAAAUUAGCAUUGGUCCCAAUUUACCAUGUUCUCAAGAAAUAUCCAUUUAUAACUGGUGACAAGGUUGGUUGGGCAGAUGUUGUACUUGCGGCACAUUUUACCAUGUUACAAGAACUCCGUCCUGAUCUGUUCAAGCUUGUUUUCGCUCAUCCUUUGCUAUCUGCCUGGUGGAAACUCACAUACAAAUAUCGAACAGGAAACGUCCCUGCGAGCCUUUGA